UAUAAAACGCCUGAACAAACAUGGCGGAGCACAUAGUCGUGCAAGGCUCGUGGUGCUAGUAUGUGUACUGAACAGCAGAUAUUAUCGAUCGUGUGCAUUUCCCGAUUUUCCGUCAGGUAGACGACGAAAGUAUGCAUAGGUAAAACCUGGCACCAGAUCACAAGAGAGUGGACACAGUAGCUGUUUCAUGGCAUCUGGUACCCAUAAGUUGGGCAGAUGCAGAAAUAGGGUUAUGGGUUUGCCUAAAGGAGAGGAUCUGGUACAGCCAGCGGGGCGGCGACGUGGUCAGAGUGCCAACAAGUCGUCUCUGAGCGCAAAUGGGGAUUCAUCGAAAGCGCCUGUGAAGUGCGAAUCACAAGCAUUUGACAGCAACCUGCAAGAGGCUGAGUUGGCGGCAGAGGUCGGAUCUGAUAUGACCAACUCCACUCAAGGAACGGGUCAAGAUAAUUGUGAGAAAGGCAUACAAUCAGACAGCACUCUGCUGACGUCUGAAGGGUCCACAAAUGCAACGCCAACGAAGACCAAACGCAAAGCUCAUGCUUGGUCUACAGGCAAGCGCCGGAGGAAGCAACCAGCGGAGACCUCCCCCAAAACCCCCAAAGCUGCCCCAGCUACCCCGAAGGCCGCGGUAAAGAGACGGAGGUCGGCCCCACAGGCCACCAGUACGCCCAUGGGCAAGAUCGCAGCGCCACUGGAGGCCCCAUCAUCCCCAGGCACUCCGGAGCUGACGCUGGGCGGUCGGCCCAAGAGGAGAGCGGCCAAGGCCGCAAUUGAGUACCUUCACAGCCUGGUCAACAGCCUGAACGACACCCAUGCGGACUCCCAGAAGACAGACGAUGAAACGGACAGCGCUCCAAGCACAAAGACGAAGACGAAGACGCCAAAGAAAGCGGCGACGGGCCGAGGGAAAAAGAGGAAGGCCCCUGAGCCAGACAGCGACCCGGCCGAAGAUUCUGACUUUGUCCCCGAGGGAAAGGAGGAGGAUGAUGAUGAGGAGGAGGACAGCGAAGAAGUGGAGGACGAUGACCUGGAUAAGGAUUUUUCCUUGCAACGCGAGCCUCGCAAAAGGGGUGCAGGAUUUCUGAAAGAGUUCACUAAAAGAAGUCGACCUCCCCAGGUGGUGUAUGGCACUGCAAGCAAUGGCCUCCCCAAUAGGCUGAUGUCCCCUGUGUGGACUGCUUUCCCUGUCCACAAGGAAUUCCGUAAUGAUAACCUGCUACCGUGGGUCUUCCCUGAAUGGAUACCCUCGCUGAAGGACUGGCAGUUUCUGGCCACAAGUGAGGCUGAAGCAUAUCUACCUCAAGAGACGGAGUCUCCAGCUUUUAUGCUUUCACGAGAGCAACUGACUAAAGGAAAUACCCUUCAGCGACUGAAGAGAUUUGAGUCCAUGCCCUACCACGGUGAGCGUUGGGACGCCACCUUCUUUGUGGGUGGCCCUGUGUGGGCCAUGGAGUGGUGCCCCUGCCCCGACGGCUCCACUGGCAGCCAGUACGUGGCCAUGUACUGCAACAGAGACAUGGACAGCCGUCAUAAAGUGAAGAGCCUGCACACGGGGCCGGGCCUGCUGCAGAUUUGGGACCUGGGAGACCUGAACUACCGCACCAGGCCCUCCAGAGAGGCCCAGCUGUCCUACUGUCUCGCCCAGGAUGAGGGCUGUGUGUGGAGCCUGAAGUGGUGCCCCUCUGGGGCCUGGGAGCUGCCCUGCACAGCUCGGAAGAGCCCCCAGAUGCCCAGACUGGGUCUGCUGGCUGCUGGCUGCUCCAGCGGCAGGAUCGUCAUUUACAGCCUCCCACAUCCCGACGCCCUGCUGACGCACAGGAGAAGCCAAACAGACGGUGAAGCCAGCCAAGGGCCUCUGAUCUGUCGGGUGCAGCCGGUGCUGACCCUGUGUCUGGGCUCCAGCAGCAUCAGCGGACAGUGCCUCACCCUGGACUGGAUGCCGGUGAAACCACACAACCUGCUGGCGGCCGGCUUCUACGAUGGUAUGGUGGCGCUGUGGGAUCUGAGCACAAAGUCCUCUCUGCUCCGGGUUCGCGCUCCGGGCAAGUCUCCCUCUAUCCACCCAUUCCACAGCUUCCUGGCGCACGAUGAUGUGGUGCGGUCAGUCAGCUGGUGCAGAGCCUCUGGUGAUCACAUGGUGACAGCCGGAGACGACCGCAUGACCAAGAUGUGGGAUUUGCAGAGAACUCAUACACCCCUCUGUGCGUUCAAACGCUUCCUGACCACCGAGGCCAUCUGGCCCCUGCGCUGGUCCGGCGUGCUCAUGUCUCAGGAAUGUUCCUUCGCCACGCAUGGGCAGCAAGGGAUCCAUUUUGUGGACUCAGGGUUCGUUGGGUUCAAGCACUUAUUCGUGCUCCCGAGGAAAGCCACCCUUUGGAGCCUGUCCCUGUCAGAGUGGCUGAACAGCUGCGUGACGGCGGACAGCAUUGGCGAGAUGGUCAUGGUCCUGAUACCAACACUGGGCAUGACCGGCAUCAACCUCAAGAAGACCUCUGACCGCAGAUUUCCAGUGUACAGGGGCGAGAUGGUGCGCUUCAGUCCUGAGGCAGAGACAGAGAGGGGCGAGGAGGAUGGUGACGGCGGCGGUGGUGGUGUGAAAGACCCAGAGGCGGAACCCAAUACCUACCGAGAGGCGGUCAAGAAGUACCACAUCCACUUCCAUGACUCGGACAUGAGGAAUUUCAAAGGCGCCGCGAGCCGACCCAGCACCAAACUGAUGCGCAGCUCAGAGAUGAAGGGGGCCAUUAAGAUUGACCGAAUGCCACUCACUUCAAUACACAAGGUGCGCAUCAACCCUAACCUGGUUGCCAGUACGUGGGUGCUGUCUGCCGGGCAGUCGGGCCUGGUGCGCAUCCACUGCCUGCGCUGCCUGCAGGGCUCCAUCAUGGAGAAGCUUCAGCGGGAGAGCGAGGUCCAGUUCUCCGCCAUGUUCCCCUCUCAGGAAGACCCGGACGCCGCCACCACUGUCCAGAGCACCACAGAGGGCACCGUACUGGUCUCCUAGCGCCACGCUGAAGCAGCUACAGACAGACAGCUGCAAGCGCUGGUCACCACAGAGGCACGAGCUGUAGAGGGGACUUGAUUUAUACCCCCUUUUUACAUGAGUCAGGGCAGAAAGCAAGAAUAUGGAAAUUGAGAGACAGACAGGGCAAGACUGGUGCACAGACAGGUAUACAGGUGCAUACAGAUUCCCUUUCGGUGCCCUCUGCAGAUAGACAGGCACACAGGUAGACAGACACAAAUGAGAAAAGAGACUGAAGGAUCCAUUUUCAUCUCUGCAAGACCAAGAUGGCCUCCUGUCUCAGCUAGUCCCUUUCACUGAGUGGUCAGGUGUUAAAGAAACAGGUAAAGAAACAAGAUGAGGCAUCAUGUGCCAUAGUUGUUUUUAUAUUUGUACAGUUUUGUGCUGUAAAUAAUUAUGGGCCAAAUCACUCUUGGAAGAGGCACUUGGAAAGCAACUUCUUUCUCAGUUUGUCCCAAUCAAGGGGUCAGUUUUUCCAGUAAUCACUAAGGACUUUUAUAUGUUAUUUAUUUUGAAUGGACUAUUGAACUUUUAUUAAAAAUGACAUUUUUCCA
Clupea harengus (Atlantic herring) is the source of this 3576-nucleotide messenger RNA. It is a transcript of the gene gtf3c2, whose product is annotated as general transcription factor IIIC subunit 2. Gene Ontology annotation, cellular component: transcription factor TFIIIC complex. NCBI's taxonomy places the organism in Eukaryota, Metazoa, Chordata, Actinopteri, Clupeiformes, Clupeidae. Gene Ontology annotation, biological process: transcription by RNA polymerase III. Gene Ontology annotation, molecular function: protein binding. The record is from RefSeq and is a predicted model, not a curated record.